AUGCCGGGUGCGUCCAAGGAGCAGACUUCCAAGUCUUCGACCGACCGCUCCCGGGCGCAAAUCGAACCCUUCGUCACCAAGGCCGCGAGUCCUGGCGGUAUUGGUCCGGAUACUAACCUAAGGCGCAGCGUGGGUGUGUCUAGGGCUGAUGAUGACGUUGCUGGUGGCAUGGGCGGCAAGGAAGCAAAAAGUAAGACUGAGAAUGCUGUAGGGGCCGACGACGAUACGCCACCGGCCCUCUCAGAAUCUCAGAUACAGCUGAAUCGAUACCGAGAGCGACUGGCACGAGACUUGGAGAAGCGCGAGAUGGCGACAAGAGGCUUGAUGGCGACGACCCCAGAGAAGAUGCGCGUGUCGCCAAUUCAGGAGGAAACUGGCAAUUCGCCGCGCACACAGGCUGGAAUCGCGGGCUUGGCAACGACAUUGUCCAAUUUAACAACAACGUCCACCGAAUCCGGGAACACCAUUCGCGGCGGGAUUACGCCCGGUCAUGUCGCAGGCACGCCCUCUUACCCCUUCCCGCGCAUGUACACGCCGGGGUACGGUCCCGGCGCGAUGAACCGACCAUUCGGGAAUAUGUCACCAACUGCCGCCGCCUUCAUGUCGCAGGGCAUGUCGUUCGAGGGUUUUGGUGCCGCUCAGGACAGAGUUAUGUCCGGUUCCUCGACACCCGCAUCGGCCCUGACCUUUCUCCCCGCUGGAGUUACUGGCCAAUUGGAGGGCGAUUUUCCGAGUCCAAACCUCUACGACCUGUCGCUGAUGCUCAAUGCCGAGCCGGGAAUGGACGCGUGGUGGAACACUGUCGUUCAGAUCAUGAGAGAUGUGUACAAAGCCGAGAGGGUGACACUCUCUGUGCCAGCUGACUCUACGGAUAUCGAGAACGUGCCCUGGGGCCAAAAAGCAACGUACAACGAGCACCAGGAAGAUGAUCUCAGCCUCGGAUACAUGGCGAGGGGAAGCAGCUUGAUACCAAGCAGCGCUGGCGAUAUUGGCUCAGAAGAAUCUCCUUUACCUGAAGACCAGGCACGACCUAGGCUGCUGUCUCGGCCCAGUCUGCAGACGCGGCACUCGUUCACGACAUACGAGGAGAACAGAGAACGAAAAGGGAACAGCACCGAAAGACUCUUGCCUUCACGCCGCCCCGCACAACUAGGCAGAAGCAAGAGCUACUUUCCGCCUGGCAAGGCGACAGAGGAUAGUGCUCAAGAGCCACUAGGCCCGGCAUUGAACCAGUCUGCUCUCGCUGAGCAUGAUGCCGAAGAGCAAAAUGUUCCGAGUUGGGAGGCUCCAAUCGGGGCUCACUCCGAAACCGAGGGCAGGGUGCUUCCUGUACUUCAAGCCCUAGAUUACGAGGCCGAUCCUCUUAUCGACCACGGCGGCGUGAUGCGUGUUCUUGAACGCGGCAAGGUUAUCGCGCUGACAAGAAGCUACCCCUACCUUCAGAAUUUGCCAGAGGAGGCGCCAACCAAGUCAAAAGUGACUGCCAAUACAACUUCGGCUGAGGCAGCAAGGAAAAAGCUGAAAAGGGGCAAGAUCGAAUCCGGCCAGAAGCUAUCAACGAUCUUUGGUGGUUCAAAUUCCUCCUGGAGUUCUAGCCGUAGUCACAGCGGUGACAAGCCAUCUAGCAUAAUUUCGCGACUUUCUGAGGACGAUCCACGCCCACCCACGCCAAAGUACGAAGAGUUCGAGCAGGCACCACCAUCUCCCUGGUCUCAGUCUCCGGCGCCUUCUCCCGCCGUGCGGGCAGAUCCGAAUGAAAAUCCUUUCUUCACUGAUGCCAUGGUCGACGAGGACUCUUUCAACCCUGAGUCUGCACCUGCAGACUACACAGGAAUGCAACCACCUGAAGCUAUUGGCGUGGACAACGCGUGGACCGUCCUUCACAUUCCGUUGACGCACCUGCUGCUCUCGAAACCUGUCCAUCCUUUCAAGCUUGACACCACUGUACUGGAGCAAAAGUCUCACUCUCGCAACCGUAGCGAGUCUCAGGACCCUUCUGGCGGCGGUGAAGAUGACGACGCCGUCUCUUCCUCGUGGCAGCGGAAAGAUAAGCCUGCGCCCAUCGCUAUCCUGUCGAUUCUCAGUCCCGUCAUCCCGUAUCCCUCAAACCUACGCCAUUCGUUGGAGUAUCUUGCCCCGCACCUAGCAACCUCCUUUUCUCUAUGUCGUCAUUACACGAAUUUGGAGACAGAGCUUGCUGGCCUCAACCGGCGUAGGCCUCAGACUGCUGGGUUUGGCGCGCUUGCUGCCGACGGCCGCCCCCUGGCCGACCCUACCAGCAUCGGCAAUCUAAGCUUCAUGGCUUCGGACGACAUGGCUGCCCAACGUUCGCUGGCGGGCAGUAUUACCAGUCCCAGCGAUUAUUCCGGCGUUUCCAAGAGUGCUGCUGGCUCCCCGCUCGGCACUCCUGGUUCAAUACACCAUGCCAUUGAUAAGAGUGGAUUUGCAACCAGCCCUGCGCAAGUUGGGGGAGACAGCUACUUCGGCACCAAGCAGAAGUCGGGCAACCCGAGGAUUGAGACAUCAUCUGCGAGCUCCCAGAGGGCGAGGAGGAGUUCAAAGGAGGAUUCGCCGAUGGACAAGCGCCAAGCUCGACUCUCCGCAUCGUACAAGCUACUUAAUAAGGAGCCUGCGCAGACGCCCGGGGAGAGCGAAGACUUGGUCGAGCUCAAUGUCGAAAGCCGAGUAUCGACACCGGGAGGUUCCAGGAGAGUGCUCUCCCACGAACUCAAAAAUUACCUGGAGGAAAUCGCGGUGCUCGAACCUCGACUCAAAUCAACUGACCAGAAGAGCUCGGAACAGGGCCACCACACCCUGCUGCAUUCCUACGGUGCCGACUUUGCGACGAGCUUCCAGUCGCUACCACCCAGCUCGAGCGUGGUCAGCAGGCCGGUGCCCCAUACCGCACCGACCCGAACCGGCUCGAUUACUGUCGGUCCAGUGGACAUGCCACCGCCAUCAGACCGUCUCAAGGGCCUCAUCCUAGACUCUCUACCUGCUCAUGUCUUUGUCUCGCUUCCGCAGUCGGGUGAAAUAGUCUGGGUGAAUAGUCGGUACCUAACGUAUCGCGGACAAACGGUCUCCGACUUAGCUGCCGACCCUUGGGGCAGCAUCCACCCGGACGACAGAGACGAAUAUCUCAAGGCAUGGAGUCAUUCCCUGCGAACUGGCGAGCAAUUCUCGAGAACUGUUCGCAUCAGACGCUUCGAUGGGGCCUACCGAUGGUUCUAUGCCCGUGCCGUUGCGUCUCGCGAUAAACGAGGGGUUAUGAUGCAGUUCCUCGGCUCUUACAUGGAUAUCCAUGACCAACAUAUUGCGGAACUCAAGGCUGCACGGCAAGAGGAAAUUGAGGCCUCGGAGGCAAAGCACAGGCUCUUAGCCAACCUCAUCCCUCAAAUCAUAUUCACUGCAACUGAAGACGAAGGUAUCACGUUUGCCAAUGAGCAGUGGCUUUCGUACACAGGGCAGAGCUUCGAAGACUGCCUCGGGCUGGGUUUCAUGGACUUCGUGCAUCCUGAGGAUCUGGCUAAAUGUCAAAUACCCACAGACCGACCACCAACACCGAUGCCGUCCAAAUUCGACCGUACAGGACAUCAGGAGCCAGUGCCGUCUGAGGCGACGUUGGCCAGCCUCAUAUCGGGCAAAACGCAAAUCCAGCUGGAAACAAACCUUCGAGGCAUCCACCAAGCACUGUCGCGGAAUAACAGCUCGAGUAGUAGCUCAGUCUACGAAAUGCCCACCGCUGAUCUCACGGCUUUGGCUAGGCAGGGCGUCAUCAAAGUGACAACCGACAGCAACGGCAGACUAUCAUACACUACGGAGGUGCGGUUGCGUUCCAAGAACGGAGAGUACAGGUGGCACCUAAUUCGUUGCGUCGAGAUCGACACUAUUGACUUUGGAAACGGGGCCAGCUCCUACUUUGGCUCGGCAACGGACAUCAACGACCACAAGCUGCUUGAAGCCAAACUCAAGGAGGCUAUGGAGUCUAAGAGUAGAUUCCUGAGCAACAUGUCGCACGAGAUUCGGACGCCACUCAUCGGCAUUUCGGGAAUGGUCAGCUUCCUACAAGACACAAUUCUCAAUGAAGAGCAGCGCGACUAUACCAACACCAUCCAGACGAGUGCCAACAGCCUCUUGAUGAUUAUCAACGACAUCCUAGAUUUGUCAAAGGUCGACGCCGGAAUGAUGAAGCUCAAGUAUGAAUGGUUCCACACGCGCUCCCUCAUUGAAGAUGUCAAUGAAUUGGUAUCCACCAUGGCUAUUGCAAAGAGACUUGAGCUUAAUUACAUUGUAGAGGAGGAUGUCCCGGCCUGGGUCAAGGGCGACAAGGUCCGCAUUCGCCAAGUCCUCCUAAACGUCAUUGGCAAUGCCAUCAAGUUCACUGCCGAGGGCGAGGUGUUUAGCCGGUGCAGGGUCUAUGCCACCAAAGAUUCGGCUCAGGACCAGAAAGAGAUCAUGCUCGAAUUCGCCAUCAUCGACACAGGGCGUGGUUUCUCACAGGAGGAGGCAGACCUCAUCUUCAAGCCGUUCAGUCAAAUAGAUGGGAGCAGUACCAGACAGCAUGGUGGAAGUGGUCUGGGGCUGGUUAUUUCAAGACAGUUGGUGGAGCUUCACGGAGGCAAGAUGGAAGGUAGCGCUGUCCCUGGCAAAGGCUCAACUUUCACCUUCACUGCCAGGUUUGCUUUACCGACAAAGGAGGAUCAUCCCGACGCGCCCCUGAGCCCAGAGAGCUUGCAUCCCAUCUCCAGGGUCACCCCAGACCUGACCAUCGUUCGUCGUUCAAAGAACGUGCCUUCACCCACGGUUGCAUCGACAGACAGCCCCAAGACCGAUACCGAGUUCACGUCGCCCGCUGUUGCUUCUAGUGGAAGUUCAGCCCCGUCAAUCCAGUCCAGCGUUUCUCGGGCUACAGAACUUACGUCCGUGUCUUCAAUCAAUGUUGGGCUUGUCCACUUCAGCGAAGCUGCAAGAGCAAGCGGUCAAGACCUGUCGCAGAUGAAGCUCGAGCUGCCCUCCAGCGAAUCCUCACCGGACAAGACACCCACACCGGAGACCUCCAAAUUUACCAAGCCCGAAGACUUGAAGCCUCCCAUGUACUCCAUCCUCAUCAUCUGCCCCCAGACCCAUAGCCGUGAGGCUACUACGCAACACAUUGAGAUGACGUUGCCAAAGGACGUACCCCAUCAAAUAACCGCACUAGACUCUACUGAAAAGGCACAAAAGUUGCUUGGGGGAGACGAGUCUGUCAAUUUCACCCAUAUUGUCCUCAACUUGCCGUCCCCAGAGGAGAUUAUCGGCCUCAUGGAGCAGAUCACCAAGACGACAACAAUCAGCAACACAACAAUCCUCAUUCUGUCAGACUCAGUCCAACGGCAAGCAGUGAUAAGGCUCGCGACAGAUACCAAGUAUGAGAAGCUUGUGUCGGAAAAUGCUGUCACCUUCAUCUACAAACCUGUCAAGCCGUCGAGGUUUGCUGUCAUUUUCGAUCCUGACAAGGUUCGCGAUUUGAGCGUCGACCGGAACCGCUCAACCGCGCAAAGGAUGGUUGAAACCCAGAAGGCGAGUUACCAGGAGAUUGGGAAACGUAUGGGCAACAAGGGGUAUAAGGUGCUCCUGGUUGAAGACAACCCUGUAAACCAAAAGGUUUUACAAAAGUACUUGAAGAAGGUCGGCGUGGAGGUCGAAGUGGCGGCCGACGGCGCCGAGUGCACCGAAAUGGUGUUUGGCCACGUCCAUAACUACUACUCCUUGAUACUUUGCGACUUGCAUAUGCCACGCAAGGAUGGCUACCAGGCCUGCCGAGAGAUUCGACAAUGGGAGAAAGAACAGGGCUUUAAGAAGUUGCCCAUCAUUGCGCUUUCGGCCAACGUCAUGUCCGACGUCCAGGACAAGUGCGUCGCCGCCGGUUUCAGCGACUACGUCACCAAGCCUGUCGAUUUCAUCGAUCUCAGCAGAGCCAUGUCCAGGUUCUUUUGA
Molecule: messenger RNA, 5976 nt
Organism: Colletotrichum orchidophilum
Lineage: Eukaryota; Fungi; Ascomycota; Sordariomycetes; Glomerellales; Glomerellaceae
Product: hsp90-like protein
Exons: 2
Coding region: 1-5976 (1991 amino acids)
Biological process (GO): phosphorelay signal transduction system; phosphorylation
Molecular function (GO): protein binding; phosphorelay sensor kinase activity
Source: RefSeq, a predicted model, not a curated record